AUGGAAAGGAGAAUAAAUUGUAUUGUGGAGAUCGCUAAAACAAAUGAAGAAAAACGAGUAUUUGAUUUGAAUUUUAUCGAUAAUAAACGCUUUUCUAUUGAUGAUUGUAUACCACUGGCAUUUGGUGAUUUCAAUGCAGAUAAAGUUGUAGAUAUUUUUUGUCGAAAUACUGAAGGAAAUCAGAUUCAAGUGUAUCUUAAUGAUGACAAAAGUCCGGUAUCCAAAGAAAUAUUCAAAACUACAAUCCCAGGAAUAGUCUAUGAUGCCUUAGCGUCGGAUUUAGAUGGUGAUAGUCAGUUGGAUUUAUUCAUUUUAUAUAAGUCUGACGUAAAUCAGCAAUAUUUUUCCGGUGGAGUAUUAUGGGGCAACCGAAAAAUAUUGAGUGAAUUGCAAACAAUAUCCAUUACGUUUCAGAAUCAUCCAACUGUAUUUGACGCUAAUGGCGAUUCUUAUGUUGAUCUGUUAGGCAUGAUGAGUACACAAAAUAGCGAUUUUAAACUAACAAGUUUAUCAUUGCGUAAUCGAUCAGUAUCACCACAACAAUUACAAAAUAUUCAGGAAAAUUUAUUUAAGGACUCCACACAAGCAAUCGUGGAUAUGAAUCAUGAUCUUUCAGCUGAUUUAUUUCUGACUGUAGACAAUAGAAGUCGUCCAUUAUUUCGUGUUUUUCGAUUGCCAAUAACCGAUUUAUCAUUAAUGAUGGAAUAUGAAGCACCAGAUGCGGCUAUUUAUCAUCUUUCAACAUUCUCCGAUAUAGAUGGUGAUGGUGAACUUGAACAUUUAUUACCUCUUUGUAUAGAUAAAGAUUGUAGACAAAGUAAAAUUUAUGUUCGAGAUAAUAUGCAGUGGUAUCCAUUGCCAAUUAAUUUUAAUAAUUUCACUCGAUUUUUAUUGAAAUCAGAAUUACCACCUCCAUUUGAUACAACAGCAAUAAGCAUUAAAACGUCUGAUUACAAUUUAGACGGUUAUCCCGAUAUUGUUGUGGUGAUGAAGCAAGGUCAAACUAUGAAUGUUCCAAUCAUCUUAGAGAAUAAACCAUGCACUGAUAAAACGUUGUGCACAUAUAAUAGAACAUUUGUACCGCAAGUCGAUGAAACAAUGGUAUCAGCAGCCACAAAUACAGUUUUAGCUGUAUUUUUUGAUAUAUUAGAAAAUGGUUAUCCUGAUCUUCUUGUUCUUCAAACACAACAAAAGAGUUUCAACUUAAUUGGUUUUCAUAAUUCGCUACAGCAAGAUGUUUAUUUUCUCAAACCCUAUGGAAAUAAUCAACCCGGACCAUCGAUUAAAAUGGAAACAACUACGAUUUCAACAGGUUUUGCUGAUAAUUGGCAAAGACUGGCGGCUGUUCAAAUGGCACAAGCUGGUCAGUUUUCACUGGAACUACCGUAUGUAAUAUUUGGUUUAGGCUCUACGCCAAAUUUUGUUGAAAAGCUUACUGUUGGUUUGCCACCGAAUGAACAGCAGCGAAAAUUAGUUAGAACAUGGACACAAAUGAUACCAAAUUCGCAAGUUGUUGUAAUUCCAUCUCCUCUCCUGAAUCCAGAAAAAUGGCAUACUAAAUUGUUUAUUACACCAAGUCGAAUGAUUUUGCAUACAGGAAUUGCUUUGGGUGUCACAUUAAUUAUACUUGCUGUUGUGCUUGCAUGUUUACAAUAUCGUGAAAAGAUCGAAGAUGAUCGUGAAAGAAAAGUUCAAGCACAGGCAUUCCACUACGAUGCACUAUAA
Molecule: messenger RNA, 1725 nt
Organism: Didymodactylos carnosus
Lineage: Eukaryota; Metazoa; Rotifera; Eurotatoria; Philodinida; Philodinidae
Source: the annotation of a GenBank genome assembly